Messenger RNA from Sesamum indicum (sesame), 881 nucleotides. It is a transcript of the gene ENODL8, whose product is annotated as early nodulin-like protein 8. Gene Ontology annotation, cellular component: plasma membrane. The record is from RefSeq and is a predicted model, not a curated record. Gene Ontology annotation, molecular function: electron transfer activity. Lineage: Eukaryota; Viridiplantae; Streptophyta; Magnoliopsida; Lamiales; Pedaliaceae.
AUCCAAAUUCCAUUGGCCAACUACAUUUAAAUCUCCUCCCAAGUUCUCCGCCUCCCUCUCUCCGUCUCCCUACGCUUGCAGAAAUGGGAAACUCCGAGCUCUGGUGCACCCUGCUGCUCCUCCUCUCGAUCCAGGGCGAAGUCCUCUGCAAUGUUUACCAUGUCGGAGACCUGCACGCUUGGGGCAUCCCCACUUCUUCAAACCCACAAAUCUACACCAAAUGGUCCAAAUCCCACAACCUUAACAUCGGAGACUCCCUCUUUUUCUUGUACCCGCCGAGCGAAGACUCCGUGAUCCAGGUCACGUCGGAGUCCUACAACAGCUGCAACCUGAAAGAUCCCAUUCUCUACAUGAACAACGGCAACUCUCUCUUCAACAUCACCAAGCCCGGGGACUUCUACUUCACCAGCGGAGUUGAGGGCCACUGCGAGAAAUCGCAGAAACUUCACGUUUCUGUGUAUGGAAAUGGAUCGUAUGUUGCCGACUCGCCCGCCUACGCUCCAGCGGCUUCUGCGCCCUCUUAUCCCACUGUUUUCGGGUCCAUUCCGAUGCAGGCUGCUUCUGCUUCUGCGUCGCCAUUGACGAGAAUUCCGGUGUUCGUAUCUGCAGUGGCUGGAAUUUUUUGUAUCAUCGCUCUGAUUGUGGUGUAGAGGGAUGAAGGGAUUUGGAGGAGUAUUUUUGUAUAAUUCUGAGUUAUUUCUUUUCGUGUUCAACAAUUCUUGAUGUAUUUUUUUUUUUUUUGAAAUUCUAUAGAAAUGAAAUGAUUCUUUGAAAUAGAAUUGGAGAUUUGUCGCACGGGAUUCUUUCUUUCUUGCUCUGUAUGUAAUUUUUAUUUGUUUGAGUAAAUUGAGAGGAUCAUUUGGGUCUUUUACUUUUGUAAA